Molecule: messenger RNA, 836 nt
Organism: Caretta caretta (loggerhead turtle)
Lineage: Eukaryota; Metazoa; Chordata; Testudines; Cheloniidae
Gene: PTGDS
Product: prostaglandin D2 synthase
Molecular function (GO): small molecule binding
Source: RefSeq, a predicted model, not a curated record
UGCACUGGGGCUCCUGCUCACACACAGCCUGCCUCUCUCCCUCCGCUCUGCACAGAGCUCAGCUCCAAAGGGCCACAGGGAAGGGAAGAGACAGAAGCAUGCAGGCCACGCUGCUCAGCCUCCUGGGGCUGGCCCUGUUUGGUGCUCUCCAUGGGCAGGAGGAAGUCACCGUGCAACCCGACUUUCAGCAGGAGAAGUUCACAGGGAAGUGGUAUAGCAUUGGCCUGGCCUCCAACUCCAGGUGGUUCAAGGAGAAGAAGCAGGUGCUGAAGACGUGCACCACGGUCAUCACGCCCGCAGCAGAUGGGAACCUGAAUGUCACCUCCACCUACCCCAAGUCUGAUCGGUGCGAGAAGAGGACCAGCCUUUUCAUCAAGACGGACCAGCCAGGCCGAUUCAGCUACACCAGCCCACGCUGGGGCAGCCAGCACGACAUCCGUGUGGUGGAGACCAACUACGAUGAGUACGCCCUGCUGUACACCAAGAAGUUCAAGGGCACCGACACCUUCACCAUGGUGACUCUGUACGGCAGAACUACGGAGCUGAACCCUGAACUACAGGAGAAGUUCACCCAGUUCUCCUUGGUGCAGGGGCUCCCAGAGGACACUAUUCUCCUCCUGCCAAAAACUGACAAAUGCAUGACGGAUGCUGCGUAGGUGGAGAUUGCGAGGCACCAUUCCAGGUUUCCUUCAGAGAGAAAGUGACAUUCUGACCUGCCGGCACAGAUCCUCCCCGCAUAGAUGUAGCAGUCUCUGCUCUGUAGCCUCGUGUGCCGCUGGGCUAGUGCUUCUGUGUAUAACAGCCCCUCCUGAGUAAAACUGAGAUGUAAAACACCA